UCCGGAUGUCAAACAGCUGACACACUUCCAUCCAUUUACCUUGUAAUGGUCGUCUGCAAGUAGAUAGAGCCGUUCUAUGACCAUUCAAAGUAGAUUUCGACAUGCCAUUCAAACAGACAAGAUGACAGCCUUUGUGUCGUGAGAAGACAUGGCAACCAUAGAUGGAGUGGAGUCGGACUUUGAGGUCUUGGACUGUCGUGUCAUUCCAGAUGAUGUGGAUAAUCUCACCCCACUGAGUCUGGCAUGUAAACAAGGCAGUGUGGAAAUGGUCAAGUUGUUAGUGAAAGAUGGAGCAGAUAUAGGUGCCCCUGGAAAUGAUGGUAAGACAGCCCUGCAUUACACUUGUGAAGGAGGGAACAGAAUUAUAGAUGGAAAUGAUGAUGAGAAGACAGACGAUUUUUUAGAAAUUCUACAAUUUUUGCUUGACAGUGGUGCUAAUGUAGAUUGGAAAGACAAUAUGGGCCGGACACCUUUGUUCACGGCAUGUGAAGCUGAUGAUAUAGAAAUGGUAUCAUUGUUAGUAAGACAUAACUGUGAUGUCAACAUUCAAACUGUAGAUGGUGAUUGUCCAAUCAGAGUUACAUGUCGUAACGCUAAAUUCUGGACCUAUCGACCAGGUUCAAAUAAUCUCAGCCAAAACAACCCAAGUGAAUUCCCACCGAUACAGAUCACAAAGGUAUUGCUACAGGCAAAUGCUGACAUAUCUAAGGCAACGCUAUUGCCAACAGCUGUGCAAUACAAAGAUGUAGGGCUAGUUCGAGAGCUGUUGGAACUCGGCAUGGACAUCAACAUGUUGGAUGAUAAUCAAUGCACACCACUGGGUGCUGCCUGCUCCUCUGUCAACGUGCCAUGUAACAUUGUAAAACUUCUACUGGAGCAUGGUGCUGAUGUAAACAAAGGUGGUGGUUGGAGGAAACAGAAGCCUCUCAUAUUUGCUUAUGUUCACAAUUCUGUAGAAAAGAUACGAUUGCUUCUUUCAUAUGGGGCAUCCCUUACUCCAGAUGAAAUGACAGAACUGGUAUCUUUAAGCUUUUCCAAAUCUAUUCUUGAAAACCCAGAAGUGAUCGGUCCAUAUAGCAAAGAGUUGAUGUCCUGGCGCCUGUUGCUGGCUGCUGGCUUUCAGCCUUCAAGUCAAAGUGCACAACUGACGUACAAGAUGCAGCAGCUUAAUAUCUGUAGUAGUUAUGAAAAGAUAUCACCAUGGAUACAGAGCAUGCUUUACCCACUGUAUUCUUUGAAGGAGAUCUGUCGCAUCUCCAUAAGAAAUGGCAUACCUGCCAGCAUUGAUGAUAAUAUAAGGAAAAUGACACUGCCUAAAUCCUUGAAAGACUACCUUUUAUUUAAUGAAUUUGCAACAGCAGAAUCACAAACAAAGUAGGCCAUCAAUUCAUGGCAUAUGUGAAAGUUUGUCAUUUAUGACUUAUGUAUUACAUAGAUAUUAGGAGUCUUAGACAGUAUGUUGCUGAUCCAAUAGUUAGUCACAGUUUUCCUGAAAAUAAUUAAAUUUUAAAAAAAAAUUUGAUAUUGAAUCUAUUUCAGAAAAAAUGGAUCUUUUUUAUGUUCCUUUACAUUGGGUUUUUUUUAGAUUACCUGGUCUGAAGGCGUCUAUCAACGUUUUACUAAAAAUUACUAUAGUUUUGAACAACUGAACAGAUUUUGACCAAAUUUAGUCAGAACCAUCCUUGUGGAACGAGGAACCAAGUUUGCAUAGAUAUUGAUUGUCCAAAUUUGGUCUGAAUCAUAUUUAGGUGAAGGGGGAAUCAAUCUUGUAUAAACAUUAGGCCUCAGCUCCCUGGGGCGGUUGGACUAGCACCCAGUAAGGAAAAAAAGAGUAAAUUUAAAAAAAUCCUAUUCCUCCUGUAGGAAUGAAUAGAUAUUCCCAAAUUUGGUCUGAAGCAUUCUUGGGUGAAGGAGAAUCAAUCUUGUAUAGACAGAAGGUCUCGACCCCUGGGGAAGGUGGGAUGGGGCCAAAUAGGGGAAAUAGAGUAAAUAGUUUGAAAGCCAACCCCUCCAGUAGGAAUGAUUUGAUUUCGCCUUAAGUUGACCUAAAGCAUUCUUGUGUAAAUGAAUAUUUUCGUAAAUGAUAGGUCUUUGACUCUGUGGACAGGAGGGGCAGGGCAUAUAGAGCAAAUUCUUUAAAUCAUACUCUUCCGGUAGAAAUGAUUGGAUUUUGCCCAAAUUUGGUCUGAAGCAUUCUUGGGUGAAAGGGUAAUCAAUUUGCAUAGAUAGUAGGUCUAGAUCUCCAUGCAUGGAAGGGGCAGGACCUAAUUUUGGAUAUUAUUUAAAAUCCUUUAUCUUCUUUAUGAAUGCCUGGAUUAUGUCCCAAUUUGGUUUGAGGCAUGUUUGGGUGAAGGGGAUUUAUUGCGUAUGCAGCCUGUCUUGGCUGCUGGGUGUGAGAGCAGCAAUAUUUUACCAAAAUUUGAUCUAAAGCAUCCUUGGGUGAAGAAAACAUUGUUUUGUAUUAACUCUGCAUCUGACCCCCUUUGGAGCAGAGAGGUGGGGUCUUUCAGUGGAAAUAGAUACAAGUCAUUUGUGUUGUAUAUACUUUUUCUAUAGUUUAAAUCAGUAAACUAAAUCAGGUGAGUGAUACUGGCCUUAUGGGCCUUUUGUGUUUAUUACUACCCUAAGUAUUAUAUCCAUAGUAGUUGAUGAAAAAAUGGUGCUGUUCAUUUCAGUUUGACUUUGAAGAAAAUGCAGGAAAGACACUUUCCUCUAAUUGAUGAGCCUCUUGUGUGUUAUUCAUUUAGGUAGCCACCUACUACUACAUGAGUGUACUUCAAAACCUCAUCCCAAAAUGGUCUUGGCUGUCCCUUCAGUGAAAAAAGCAGUCAUGUAGAAAAUAUGUGUCCUUGAAUGUGAAAAAUCUCAAUUAUUGAUAUUCUAAACAUCUUCUAUAUAUUUUGUUGACUUCAAGUGAUUCAAGGACUACAUAUUUUGUAGCUAGGACCUAGGACAAAAGUUUUAUGAAAGGACAAAAGAAAUGUGUUAUUAUUUAAUGUUGAAUUUAUAUGAAGUUUGAAUAUCCAUCAGAGGCUUUGCUUGCUUGUAUACUGCCAAAACACUUAUGUUUUUAUCAUGCAAUCAAAGCUAGUAUGUUUACUAUAAAUGCUACAAGCAUUAAUUUGCAAUAUUGCAUAAAAGAAUCAAAUAUUAGUAUUUGUAAAUUUAUAAAUACUCUAAUGAUAGUAUACCUAGUAUAUAUUAUUUCAUUGUAUUUAACUGAAUGUGCUGUAUUGUAGUGUUACAUUUGUCUUUCCAAAAGACCCUUGUUAAAUGUUUUAUUUAGAUACAAUGUAUAAUAUUGUACUGCUGAAGAAUCAAUUGAAUAUUGUAUAUUAUUUGGCAUACCAUGAUGCCAGUCUGUAUGUCAAUUUUUUAUACAAAUUGGUACUAGUCAUGAAUGACUAAGCAGAUUUUGUGCUUAUUUGGUCUUAAGCAUUUAUGGAAGGGGAAUCAGUUUUGGGUCUCAGCCCCCUGGGAAUGAGGAGG
This is a messenger RNA of Ylistrum balloti, 3489 nucleotides long. RefSeq names its product putative ankyrin repeat protein RF_0381. NCBI's taxonomy places the organism in Eukaryota, Metazoa, Mollusca, Bivalvia, Pectinida, Pectinidae. Gene Ontology annotation, molecular function: protein binding. The record is from RefSeq and is a predicted model, not a curated record. Gene Ontology annotation, biological process: intracellular signal transduction. The coding region runs from base 149 to 1378 and encodes 409 amino acids. The transcript is spliced from 3 exons.